UCUUUGCUUUCCCUUAAUCCUCUCUGUCUGUGUCCACCCAAGCUCUCCCCACCUGGCAAAACUGUUCAAAAUUGCUGUGGAAUUUACCUCGGUUUCCCCUUGCAGCCUGUGGCGUAUGGUCCAGCCUCUUGCUGAACAGAUUGGGAGGAACUAGUUGUCUUUGAUCUCCACCUCCAGAUCAGAGUCAAGGAAUACUUUUACAAUGGACACUUCAUCCAAAGAAAAUAUCCAGUUAUUCUGCAAAAAUUCAGUGCAACCUGUUGGAAGGUCUUCCUUAAAAACAGAAUAUCCCUCCUCAAAGGAAAAACAACCCUGCUGUGGUGAACUGAAGCUGUUCCUGGGUGCCUUGUCUUUCGUUUAUUUUGCCAAAGCAUUGGCAGAAGGCUAUCUGAAGAGCACCAUCACUCAGAUAGAGAGAAGGUUUGAUAUCCCUUCUUCACUGGUGGGAGUUAUUGAUGGUAGUUUUGAAAUUGGGAAUCUCUUAGUUAUAACAUUUGUUAGCUACUUUGGAGCCAAACUUCACAGGCCAAAAAUUAUUGGAGCAGGUUGCCUAAUCAUGGGAGUUGGAACAUUGCUCAUUGCAAUGCCUCAGUUCUUCAUGGAGCAGUACAGAUAUGAGAGGUAUUCUCCUUUCUCCAAUUCUACUCUGAGCAUCUCUCCGUGUCUCUUAGAGUCAAGCAGUCAGUUACCAAUCUCAGUUCUGGAAAAAUCACAAUCCAAAAUAAGUGAUGAAUGUGAAGUUGAUGCCAGCUCCUCCAUGUGGGUUUAUGUUUUCCUGGGAAACCUUCUCCGUGGAAUAGGAGAAACUCCCAUUCAGCCUCUGGGCAUUGCCUACCUGGACGAUUUUGCCAGUGAAGACAAUGCAGCUUUCUAUAUUGAUCGCAUAACCAUUACCCCAAAGGACCCCCAAUGGGUAGGGGCCUGGUGGCUUGGUUAUCUAAUAGCAGGAAUCAUAAGUCUUCUUGCAGCUGUGCCUUUCUGGUGUUUACCAAAGAGUCUACCAAGACCCCAAAGGGGAGAAGAUUCUAAUUCCUCCACUGAGAAAUCCAAGUUUAUUAUAGAUGAUCACACAGACUACCAAACACCCCAUGGAGAAAAGGCAAAAAUAAUGGAAAUGGCAAGAGAUUUUCUUCCAUCACUAAAGAAUCUUUUUGGAAAUCCAGUGUACUUCCUAUAUUUGUGUACAAGCACUGUUCAGUUCAAUUCUUUAUUUGGCAUGGUGACAUAUAAACCAAAGUACAUUGAGCAACAGUAUGGACAGUCAUCUUCCAAGGCCAACUUUGUUAUUGGGCUCAUCAACAUACCUGCAGUGGCCCUUGGAAUAUUCUCUGGGGGAAUAGUCAUGAAAAAAUUCAGAAUCAGCGUGUGUGGUGCUGCAAAACUCUACUUGGGAUCAUCUGUCUUUGGUUACCUCCUAUUCCUUUCCCUGUUUGCACUGGGCUGCGAAAAUUCUGAUGUGGCAGGACUAACUGUCUCCUACCAAGGAACCAAACCUGUCUCUUAUCAUGAACGAGCUCUCUUUUCAGAUUGCAACUCAAGAUGCAAAUGUUCAGAGACAAAAUGGGAACCCAUGUGCGGUGAAAAUGGAAUCACAUAUGCAUCAGCUUGUCUUGCUGGUUGUCAAACCUCCAACAGAAGUGGAAAGAAUAUUAUAUUUUAUAACUGCACCUGUGUGGGAAUUGCAGCCUCUAAAUCAGGAAAUUCCUCAGGCAUAGUGGGCAGAUGUCAAAAAGAUAAUGAAUGUCCCAAAAUGUUUCUCUAUUUCCUUAUAAUUUCAGUCAUCACAUCCUAUACAUUAUCCCUAGGUGGCAUACCUGGAUAUAUAUUACUUCUGAGGUGCAUUAAGCCACAACUUAAGUCUUUUGCCCUGGGUAUUUACACCUUAGCCAUAAGAGUUCUUGCAGGAAUCCCAGCUCCGGUAUAUUUUGGAGUUUUGAUUGACACUUCAUGCCUCAAAUGGGGAUUUAAAAGAUGUGGAAGUAGAGGAUCCUGCAGAUUAUAUGAUUCGAAUGCUUUCAGACACAUAUAUCUGGGACUGACUGUGAUAUUGGGCACAGUGUCCAUUUUCCUAAGCAUUGCAGUACUUUUCAUUUUAAAGAAAAAUUAUGUUUCAAAACAUAGAAGCUUCAUAACCAAGAGAGACAGAACGAUGGUGUCUGCAAGAUUCCUGAAGGAAAAUUGUACUACAAGUGAUCAUUUGCUACAACCCAACUCCUGGCCAGGCAAGGAAACACGACUUUAGAAAAAUAAUGACGAAGCCAUGUUUUCUAGUAGGUGGACAUUUUGCAAACAAAUAAAUUUUAAUCAAAAGCGUUC
Messenger RNA from Propithecus coquereli (Coquerel's sifaka), 2316 nucleotides. It is a transcript of the gene SLCO1C1, whose product is annotated as solute carrier organic anion transporter family, member 1C1. The transcript is spliced from 14 exons. Gene Ontology annotation, cellular component: membrane. Gene Ontology annotation, molecular function: bile acid transmembrane transporter activity; protein binding. Bases 203 to 2242 code for a protein of 679 amino acids. Gene Ontology annotation, biological process: transmembrane transport; bile acid and bile salt transport; sodium-independent organic anion transport. The record is from RefSeq and is a predicted model, not a curated record. NCBI's taxonomy places the organism in Eukaryota, Metazoa, Chordata, Mammalia, Primates, Indriidae.